GACAAAAGAAACGUUCUGUGGCCUUUUGUUCAUGUGUGUUUGUAUGAUCAACUUUAUCUGUGUUUAUAUGAUCAACUCUGUGUUCUACAUCUAAAUCACCCCUCUGGGAGUAACAGGUUUAAAAAUUAGUCUUUUCCUCUUCCAGGAAAAACGAGGCAAAAUAUUGAUGAGUCAUCCAGCACUACAUAUGUUUUUGUCCAAUCGGAUGCUCUCUAGAACGACAGUGUCCCUCCCACUAAAUGAUCUCGCUUCUCUUCACUAAUCAUGGUUCGUCGGUGUGUAUUUGGCUGUUCUAACGCACGGACAUUAUUUUGUUUCCCAACCACAAACUGGUUACGAAGGAAGUGGCUGGAGUUUAUACAUUUCGAAGAGGGGGCUAUUUGUGCCAGCUCGCGGCUUUGUGACAGGCAUUUCACUGAUGAAUCCUUCACCAAUUUGGGGAUGGUUACUGCGGGGAUAACAUGCUACCUUACAUUAGCAGACACGGCCGUUCCCUCUCUGUACACUGUAGGCGCUUCCCCUCCCGCACGACCAAUGACACGAGAGGUGGGCUGCCAAUGUAAUGCUCCGGUUUUGAAGAGUGUGGCGGUCCAAGCAGUACUCACCCAAAAAAAGCCAAAACGGAGGAGUAAAGCAAUUCAAGUCAAACCUCUUGUGAGUAACUGUGCUAGUGUGUCCUGCUCCGAUGAGGACUUUCCAGUCAAAUCUGAAUCUUCAUUCACAUUAACGCCAAUUAAAAGGCCACGAAUGGAGGAUUCCUCAGAGGGGACAUCAUACAGCUCAGAGGAACCAACAGAUGAUACCCAUGUGCCUGAUCUCAUUCAGGAGGAAGAUAUAAAGCUUGAGCCCUGUGAUUCUUCGUACAUCGUCGUCACCAUCUGAAUCCUCCAUUUCAUCAUCUGCGGAGAAGAGGAUCUGACCAGCAGAAGAGGAAGAGCGCUAAACAAAGACAGUUCAGCUAAUCAUCUUCUUUAAAAACAAGCAGGUGAUCACAUUUCAUCCUAAAAAGUGGAAUUCUCCUUGCAAACAUGAAUAUGUAAAAUAGGUAACAUUCUCAGUUGCAUUCUGACUGAGCUGCUCAUCCCUUUACAAGUGAGAAAAAUGGACUACAAUCACUUGACUAUAAUAUUUGACACCUACAUGGUGUGUGGAUGGAAAUGCUACACUAAAGUGACUGCUGUUCUCACUGUCAAGUUUCCUGCUCAUGACUUGCCUUCUGUCAAAUCUAUCACUGCUGACAGGUGUUGAAAAAUUUAGUAGCAAGAAAAUAUCAGGAAACCACAUACUGAAUUCUGUUAAUCCUCCAAAGAAAACACUGUCUUCCUUUGGAUGUUUUGUGGUCUGUGUAGCCCAUUCUUGAAGGUACAACUGCUUCAUUAGAUUGUAAACUUACUGACUUCCCAUGGUUACAUAUGCUUCAGGUUUGAAGUGUUGGGGAAAAAGUGAGGAACAGUCCUACACAUGUAAUGGUCAUGCAAAUGUACUUGGUGAAAAAGGGAUGUACCAUCUAGGACAUGGUUAGAGGAAUGAUUUUGAAUUUGGCACUGUGGGUCAGGGGAAACCCAAAAUAUGAAUGCUGUCAUUCAAAGAUAUUUGAGAAGCAGUAUCAGGUCUCCUUUGUCCAGACUUUAAUUGUUUUGAAAGUUUUAUACAUUCCAUUUAAACGUUCUAAUUUGUCAUCAGUUGUGAUUUAUUUUGAGCAAAUAUGUAUUACUUUGUGGUUAAAACAUACAAAUCAUCUAAGUUCCAAUAGAAAUGCAACAGUUACAAAACUGAGUGUGACCCGGGUCAAAGUGAUUGAAUCAUUUAGACCAAAUCACGUUGCUGGUGCUAAUGUCACAAAUUAUGUAGUUAAUUUAAUAAAAGUUUUAUUCAAUUAA
Molecule: messenger RNA, 1880 nt
Organism: Megalobrama amblycephala (Wuchang bream)
Lineage: Eukaryota; Metazoa; Chordata; Actinopteri; Cypriniformes; Xenocyprididae
Product: THAP domain-containing protein 10
Exons: 4
Coding region: 265-882 (205 amino acids)
Molecular function (GO): sequence-specific DNA binding
Source: RefSeq, a predicted model, not a curated record